Mercenaria mercenaria is the source of this 6871-nucleotide messenger RNA. Its product is annotated as G-protein coupled receptor GRL101-like. Gene Ontology annotation, cellular component: plasma membrane. The record is from RefSeq and is a predicted model, not a curated record. Gene Ontology annotation, molecular function: protein binding; protein-hormone receptor activity; G protein-coupled receptor activity. NCBI's taxonomy places the organism in Eukaryota, Metazoa, Mollusca, Bivalvia, Venerida, Veneridae. Bases 234 to 2906 code for a protein of 890 amino acids. Gene Ontology annotation, biological process: G protein-coupled receptor signaling pathway. The transcript has 9 exons.
AGCUAAUGACAAUGACUUUGUUUGUGAUAUCAAUGGUAAACACAUUCCCGCCUAUCUGCGAUGCAUCUAUGACAUUGACGAGACUGGUUUUCCUGUCGGCUGCAGAGAUGGGAGUCAUUUAGACAAUUGUGACACAUUUGAAUGUCCUCGAAAUACAGUAAAAUGCCCCGACAGUUACUGUAUUCCACAACGAUUUCUUUGUGACGGGGUGUUACAGUGUCAAGGAGGGGAAGAUGAGGAAAGCUGUGGCUGCAGUCCGUCGAAAAAAUGAAAUAAUUAUCAUCCAUGACGAAGAAAGUUCAAACGGUCCGCCGAUAGCUAAGUUUGCUAGACAGUUCAGCACACAUGAAAACAUCGUACGGAUACUGGGUUACAAAGCAUCGAGACCUUUACAAGCGUUCGGUAUCAGCAAAAUUUUCCUUGAAAUACGCGACAAAGAAAUUAACCAUGUACCAGACAUUGAAACAUCGUUUGAAUGUCGUUACAAAAUCAUGGCAAGGGAACUGUUAGAAUCUAUUCAAUUUACAAAUGAUGAAAUCAAAGGGAUAAUUAUUAUUCAAAGUAGUGAAAUAUCAAAAGAGGUCAUCAAUGAAAUGUUAGAAAAAGUAUUUUUCUCGGAACCUGACUUUAGAAUUUACAAAGUAAAUGAGAAUUUCAAUACGUCAUACGCUUCCAAAGUCCACAUCCCUAUAUCGAAAGUUUUUGACGUACGAGUAAAAAGAUGGCGAGUUCUGGCGGGAAUAGGUGCAGAGUACUUUAGCGAAAUAUGCAAAGUAUCCACGAAAGUACAUUGUCCAGACGGAUAUAAGUGCGCUUCGAGUAAAACGUGUAUACCAACAGAGCAAGUAUGUGAUGGAUUCAAAAACUGUUUACAUGGAGACGAUGAAGUUUUCUGUGACUUUCAAUGUCCAUACAAAUGUAAAUGCGUUGGAUUUAUUUCAAACUGCAGUGCUACAGACUUCAAUAUAACGAAGCUGCAUACAGUACCAAAGAAAACACGUUCUCUUGAUUUCAGUUUAAACAAGAAACUCAGUCCAAUCUUAGAGGAAUCAUUGCUUAAUAUUCGAGCGUUAUCGAUCUUGAGUCUUUCAGGUUGUGACAUAGAACGGUUAUACCGCAAUGCAUUUGAGAGAAUCAGGAACUUGCUGUCUCUGGAUUUAAGUUUUAACAAUCUAACCACUCUCUCAAGUUAUGUCUUUAAUAGCUUGAAACAUCUUAAAAUCCUUAAUCUUCGAGGUAAUUUUCAGCUAUCAGUAAUUGAGAUACAUGCUUUUGCCGGUCUGAGCCUUAUUCAAAACUUGGACUUGGCAAACGCUAAACUGGUAAAAGUUCGAGCAGACACAUUUUCUGGACUGACACUAAGAAAACUAGAUUUGUCAAAUAACAAACUUGAGGAAUUAGAAGACUUUACAUUUCGUGACUCAUCAAUCGAAGACAUCAAUUUCAAAGGAAAUGGUAUCAAAAACUUCAAUAAAGAAAUAUUUACUGGAUUAAUCGGUCUGAAGAAGCUGGUAACACCUGCUUUUAAAUUCUGCUGCAUUCGACCUAAUUAUGUUCAGGAAGUAGAUUGCUACCCACAAAAAGAUGAAUUUUCAUCUUGCGACGAUCUUAUGAGACAUUCUGUUUUGCAGUUUUUGAUAUGGUUAAUUGGAAUAACAGCGUUUCUUGGAAACUUCUUCACGGUUAUUUAUAGAGUGAAAUACGACAGGAAAAGGUUGAAACUAGGUUUUGGUAUAUUUGUCACAAAUUUGGCAGUGGCGGAUUUUCUGAUGGCUAUUUAUCUCAUUAUCAUAGCCGUAGCUGAUUCUGCAUUUAGAAAAAGAUAUAUUUUCGUCGACGACUACUGGAGACACAGUGUAUGGUGUAACCUUGCUGGGAUACUGUCUACUAUUUCUUCGGAAGCCAGCGUUCUUUUUCUGUGUCUCAUAACCUUAGACAGGCUACUUGUCAUCAAGUUUCCGUUUGGUGGUGCUAAAAUGUCCCCAGACAAGGCUGUCACAUGUGUUAUUUUCACGUGGCUGUUUUCUACUAGUGUCGCCAUAUUUCCUGUUGCAUACGAGGGGUAUUUCAAAAACGAAUUCUACUCAAAAUCAGGAGUUUGUAUCGCUCUGCCGUUAACAGGAGAUCGCCCGUCUGGAUGGGCUUAUUCUCUCACAAUCUUUGUUUGCCUGAAUUUCGUCACAUUUCUAUUGGUUGCAGUUGGGCAAUUGUCUAUUUUUAUUGAAAUACGCAAAUCUGCCGGAAUUGCCACUUCUGUAGAAUCUGCAAGAAAGAGGGAUUUGAAAGUUGCAAGAAACCUAUUGCUAGUGGUAGCAACCGACUUUUUGUGCUGGUUUCCAAUUGGAGUUCUUGGAAUGCUUGCGCUGACCGGUUACGCGAUUUCCGGUGAGGUUUACGCAUGGGCAGCGGUCUUUAUACUACCUGUCAACUCGGCCCUUAAUCCAAUUCUGUACACUUUGAGUGCAAUUAUAGGAAAGAAAAGUUUCAAUCCUAGUACAAACGAGCAGUCACUCACGAAGAUAAGUAAAGAAAUCGGUGAAAAUGCGAUAAGAUGUUUCAUCGUAAGCCGUCGACUAACUGCGAAGAAAACACUCCCGAAGUUUCAAGGUAUAAAUGAGCUUCCCGAAGAAUAUGUGCAUAUUACUGUAGAUGCCAUUCUAGCAGUUGCUGCCAAACUUGCCCAAACUCUAGACGCGACUCAUUCUAAUUCUUUGGGAAUUAAAUGUCUGGACGUGACAACAGUCAUCGUUGGCAUUGCCAAUAAGAAGCUUACAGGAGCUGUGAAAAUUAAAGGUGAGCCGUUUAUUUCUUACAAACCGGAAGAUAAAACAAAUAAUAUCAACCAGCUAGGAGUACUGCUGAGGAGCCUUCUUGCUGCGAGAGAAAGGAAACGUGUAUUACAAUAGGUGGAUUUCAACAUGGACAUGUCAGUUCGAAGGACAAUUAUUGACUACGAACAUAUGUUUUUGCUAAAUACAAUUAUAGAACUGAAAUUGAAUUGAAUCAAAAUAAGUGUUCUUAUCAAAUAUCUUUGUUUCUGUUAAGCUUACUUUUAUAAGACAUAAGACAUCUACUCAUUUAGGUUGUUGUCUAUCUAUGGUAAUCAAGACACAAUUAAGCGUCAGCUUGUAGAAACACAUAAAUAUCUAUUGUCACCUAUUUAUCGACAAUUUUAAGUAUUGAUCCAUACGAAAAUCUUGAAAUACCUCGGUAGCUAGGUUUGAAAUGUAUACGGACUGUACGAAACGAUAAUUAAAUGAUUGAUGUCUUACUUAAAAGCUACUUUUUUUUUAUUUAUUUUUUCUUAAAUAAUCAAUGUGUCGCUUUUAAAUGCGUAUUUUACUUAUAGAUAUUGUCUUUUCGUAUUAAGUAUAUUUUAUCUAUUCCUGAUAUAGUUUUGUUUCACUUGUUAAAGGCAUUAUUCAUAAAAGAUAAUAUAUAGCUUUAAGGUCGUUUAUAUUUUUUAUUUAAUUUUGUAUUUAUUUGAUUAUCGAUUUAAUUAUUAAUAUAUUAAGCUUAGUUUAUAAAUGUUAUUGUCUUAAAACUGUGUAAAGUAGUAAUUCUGAUUGUUAUUUCUAACAAGUAAACAAUAUAGUCAAUGCAAAAUAUUGAGCCAUACAAAACUCAUAAACUGUCUUAUUUUGUAUAGGUUAGCUUACCAUCCUCACAAACAACUGUAGUUAUUCAAAACGGUAUGCAGUAGUACAAUUUAAACAUUUUGCUUAAAUAACCCAUGUAAAACAAACAAAACAUAUUAAUUGAUUAAUUCUUAAUCUUAAAGUAAUUAAAACAAUAUUUGAUAUCGUUGACUUAUCUAAGGAAAACCCGAAUACAUCAGUGAUGCUUGGAAUUAGUUUCUGUUUCUGUUUGUUUUAAUUUCCUUGUGUUUAUUUUCUUGUCUGCCUAUAUUCCUGAAAAGGGCUACUAUUGAUGGCAAAGUCGUUAAAACUCGAUAUCUAUGCUUAUCUUUAUGUGCUAAUUAUGUAUGUAUUAGGCGAGUUGUCGCCGCUUCCUUUGUGUCAUUUAAAGGCCACAUUUAACAUCGACCACACCUCUUAUCACCGGCUUAAUCAUUCCUUUUUGCAAAUUAUAUGACAUACAGACAAACAACUUAUAUCGGUUCAUGUAUGUAUUGUAGUAUGUGUCAUACUUUUGUAACAUAUGUAAUAUCUUAUUAGAAGGAUUUUUUAUUUUACUGGUAAACCAAACACAUAAACUUUUAUGCAUAUAUUACUCUGCCUGGUUUGUUUGAUUCUUGAUAUUUUAAAGUUUUAAGGCAAGCUGUUCUCGGUACUAUUCUUUAAUUUUUAUUAUAUUUGUUUGUAUGAAUAUAUUACGAGGGUGGGAUCAAAAGUAAUGCAAUCAAUGGUGUUAAAUGAGAACUAAAGGUUGGAUUAAGAAAAUCUUUAUUUCAAGCCUUCAAAGUAAUCUCCUUUGACAGAUACACAACGUCUCAACCAUUUAAUCCAAUUCUUAAAAGCUUUCUGAUAGUCUUUUUCAGGUAUAUCACUAAGGACUAGGAGGUUAAAUAUGGCGGCCCCCCAACUUUUGGCGGGUUGUAUAUUUUCUGCCUGCAAGCUUUUUCUUGAGACGAGGGAAAAGGAAAAAGUCACAGGGGGCUAGAUCCGGAGAAAAGGGUGGGUGUUCUAGAACAUAUACUCCCUGUUCAUUCAAAAAUGACGUCACAAUCCCAGCCUUGUGAAUCGAGGCGUUGUCAUGUAACAAAUGGAUGCCUCGGAUACCCGUCUUUGGUCAACGUUUCUGGAACUACUUGAGAAGCUUUUUAAGAACUUUUUUCUUAUAAAACUUGGCAUUCAUUGACUUGCCUUUAGGUACAGGAACCUGGAUGGCGAGACCUUUAGUAGUGAAAAAUAUGGCAUACAUAACCUUUUUUACACUUGCUAACCCAUCUGCAAACUGUGGAAAAGGACAUUUCGUUACUACCAUAAACAGCACAUAUGUCAGCACAAAUGUCCUUUGAACCUCUUCCGAGUGAAGCGCAAGUCUUAAUGUAAGACCUAAUUUCGUUCGCAUUUUUAGUGACAAGGUGAGCUUUUGUGAUCACCCUUCGUCCAUCGUCCGUCGUCAGUCCGUCCGUCCGUGCGUCCGUGCGUCUGGUGAUCCGUGUGUCAACAAUUUCUUUUCUACACGAUAGUGGUUUCAUUUAUGAUUUUAUUUUAACCAAACUUGCACCCAACUUGUAUCACCAUAAGAGCUCGGUUCUUUUCUUGAACUGGCCAGAUCCCAUUACAGGUUCCAGAGUUAUGGCCCCUGAAAGGGCCAAAAUUAGCUAUUUUGACCUUAUCUGCACAAUAGCAGCUUUUUUUUAAAUUUGAUUUUUACCAAACUGGCACACAAUUUGUAUCACCAUAAGAUCUUGGUUCCUUUCUUGAACUGGUCAGAUUCUAUUAUGGGUUCCAGAGUGAUGGCCCCUGAAAGGGCCAGGAUUAGCUAUUUUGACCUUGUCUGCACAAUAGCAGCUUCAUUUAUGAUUUGAAUUUAAUCAAACUUGCAAAAAACUUGUGUCACCAUAAGAUCUCGGUUCCUUUCGUGAACCGGCCAGAUCCCAUAAUGAAUUCCAGAGUUAUGGCCCCUGAAAGGGCCAAAAUUAGCUACUUGACCUUGUCUGCACAAUAGCAGCUUCAUCUAUAAUUUGAUUUUAACCACACUUGAACAAAACCUGUAUCACUACAAGAUCUUGGUUCCUUUCUUAAACUGGCCAGAUUCCUUCAUGGGUUCCAGAGUUAUGGCCCCUUAAAGGUCCAAAAUUGGCUUUUUUGGCUUUUGCAGCCAUAUAGAGACUUUAUUUAUGGUUUUAUUUUAUUAAGUAUCUUCAGCAACAAUAAAUCUUGGAUUCUAUGACAAAUCAGAUCCAUUCGUAGGUUCCAGAGUUAUUUUAUAUCUGAUUACCUCCCCUGAUUGUAAUCAAAAUGGAUUUAUAUCAGUAAGUACUUAUAGGACUUAUUUGAAAUUUCAUUAUUGUCAUUAGUUGGACUGAGCCAAUGAGGGUGGAUAACUAUGGACUGAUUUUAUGUCAAAUUACCUCCCUUUAUUUCAAAUUAAAAUGGGUAUAUCUCCGUAACUAAUGAAGAUAAUGAUCUGAAAUUUCAUUUAUGUCAACAGAUUUAUUUAGCAGAUCCUUCUUUUGUUAACUUACAAUCAUUUUUUUUAAUUAAUUUCCUUUUAGGUUACUAUAAAUAGCUUGUUUUCAGUAACUUUUUUAUUAUUGGCCGUAGGGAAAAACCGAGACCACUUUUCUGUGAUACAACAUGGAUGGUACCUCCAAUUUUUAGGUGUAUUUUGACAUAUCUGUACUUUGUAAGAUUUUUUUUUUUUUGGUUUAAUUUCUUCCCUUAGUUGUUCCUGUCCUUUGGACUGAGAUAUUUUUUCUGAGGACCUUCUUGUCCUCAAGUGCAAUGAAAACAGGUGGGCGAUAUAGGGCCAUCAUGGCCCUCUUGUUUACAUUUUUUACCAACCAUUUUGCUUAACCGCCUACGAGUAGGGUUUGUGCAAAUGUGAAUUGUGAGCGAGAUAUUGUGUCGACAUGUUUAGUUUAUAUGUCGAUUGAAAGCUAUUACAACGGGGAAUACUUGCAAGGCGUGAAUUUUGUACUCGCGCUAAAAAUAGCGGUUAUUAAUAGCCAGUGGCAUUACUUUUGAUCCCAUCCUCGUACCGUUUGUGUUGCUUUUAAAUAAGUAGUAUAUUUUCUUAAUAGAUAUAGUCUAUUUGUUAUUUUUUACCUAUUUCAAAUACGGUUUUUAUUUCACUGGUUAAAGAUAUCAUUUUAGAAAAAUAGUAUAUAAAAAGAAAGUUUUCAGUCUAGUAUAUCUUAUCGUCGUUUAUGUACACUAUAUUUUUGCCUUUAUAUCAA